GUGAUGAGGGACCCCAACACCAAACGCUCGCGGGGCUUUGGCUUCGUCACGUACUCCUCGGUGGAGGAGGUGGACGCUGCCAUGAAUGCACGGCCACACAAGGUGGAUGGCAGAGUGGUGGAACCAAAGAGGGCCGUGUCCCGAGAGGACUCCCAGCGCCCCGGUGCCCACCUGACAGUUAAGAAGAUCUUCGUGGGGGGCAUCAAGGAGGACACAGAGGAACAUCACUUGAGAGACUAUUUUGGCCAGUAUGGCAAAAUUGAGGUGAUUGAGAUCAUGACGGACCGAGGCAGUGGCAAGAAAAGGGGCUUCGCCUUCGUCACCUUCGACGACCACGACUCAGUGGACAAGAUUGUCAGCAGCAAUUUCGGCGGUGGGGGGAACUACAAUGACUUUGGCAGUUACAACAACCAGUCCUCCAACUUUGGGCCCAUGAAGGGCGGGAACUUCGGGGGCCGGAGCUCGGGGCCCUACGGCGGCGGUGAGUCCUGGGGGAGUGGUUACGGCAGCUCGAGCGGCGGCGGCAGCUACGGUGGUGGCAGGAGGUUUUAA
Chaetura pelagica (chimney swift) is the source of this 552-nucleotide messenger RNA. Its product is annotated as heterogeneous nuclear ribonucleoprotein A1-like. The transcript has 4 exons. Lineage: Eukaryota; Metazoa; Chordata; Aves; Apodiformes; Apodidae. Gene Ontology annotation, molecular function: RNA binding. The record is from RefSeq and is a predicted model, not a curated record. The annotation marks the transcript as partial.